AUGGCAAAACCCAAUUUAAAAAAUACAGAUAAUGACCGUAAGAUGACACUACAAGUUACAUGUUCCAAAUGUAAGCGUAAGGUUGACCCAAAAAAUACAAUGUUAUGCUCGCUAUGCAGGAAUAACUUUGAAUUUGAUUGCGUCGGAUACUCGAAGAGACUAUACCGCUUAAAAGAUGCAGCAGCUAAAAGUAAAUGGAAGUGCAAAGACUGUAGCCAAAAAUCAAGAGGGACUUCGACACCUUACUCCUCUUUAUCCCACGUAACCACAAGGAAAUAUAAAAUAGCUAGGAAAUCCUACGAAAGCCCUUCUACUUCAAGUGCAAUUUUUAUGUCGACUGAGACGGAACCUUCAGAAAUGGCGCCUGCAAGUGUGUUAGUACAUCUGGACGAUUCACAAACAAUGCAGAGAAGCAUUGCUCAACUGAAUGCCUCACCAAUAAAUCAAAUAGACGACUCACAAGCACUAACUUUAUCCCACGAUUCCAACGAACCUGAUGACUCACAUGUGCUGACUACCUCCCACGAUCUGAGUGAGCUUGUGGUUUCCUUUCGUAAACCACUUUCAAAAAGUUUGGAUCAAACUAUAACCGACUCUAUUGCAAUACAGGAAAUGAAGGACACAAUGAACCGACUCCGAACGGAAUAUAACAUACUACAGAAUGAAUUCGAUAACAUAUAA
Parnassius apollo (apollo) is the source of this 681-nucleotide messenger RNA. Lineage: Eukaryota; Metazoa; Arthropoda; Insecta; Lepidoptera; Papilionidae. The record is from the annotation of a GenBank genome assembly.